CUUACUAAAAAAAAUAAAAAUGCAUUACUUCAUUUCCCCUCUUAUCUCCAAAUUGGUCCCUUUUUGUGUGGAUUUGGUGAACUCUGUAUCAUUCAACAACAACCCUAAAGGGAAAAAGAAGAAGUGAAAAUGGGUGAAGGGGGUGAGAAAGCAGAGAGAGGAAAACUUCCGGUGAAGGAACAGGGGAACUUAAUGACAGCCACUGGUGAUGAAAAUCUCAAGGACAUUUUCCACACUAUCAGAAUAACUAAAACUCCGGCUGUAAUCAAUUAUGGAGCUUCUUGGUGUCGUGUCUGCAACCAGAUCCUUCCUACAUUUUGGGACCUGAGCAAAAAGUUCCCAAAACUCUCUUUCGUAUACGCUGAUAUUGAUGAAUGUCCAGAGACCACACAGAACAUUCGGUACACACCAACUUUUCAUUUCUACAGAGAUGGUGAGAGGGUUGAUGAGAUGUUUGGUGGAGGAGAUGAGCGCUUGCAUGACCGUCUGUGGUUGCAUUCGUAGAUGAAUGCUUUCAAUACCAAACUUUUGUAUGACAUGACCAAACUUUUAUCAUAUUUCUAGGAGAAAAGACAUAAAGUUGUCUCGUAUUUGCAUAAAGACAUCUUAACUUUGGAAGUGUCCUAUCACCCGACAAAACUAUUUAAUAUAUUUGUAAAUGAGCCAUUUUGACCCAUUUCCUCGUCUGGGUUGUUACCACGCACAUGAGGCAGUGUUUUCACUGCCAUUAACCAGCUAUAAAGUGCUACGUGUCGUUUUAUUUUUUU
This is a messenger RNA of Solanum tuberosum (potato), 767 nucleotides long. Its product is annotated as thioredoxin-like 3-3. The transcript is spliced from 5 exons. NCBI's taxonomy places the organism in Eukaryota, Viridiplantae, Streptophyta, Magnoliopsida, Solanales, Solanaceae. The record is from RefSeq and is a predicted model, not a curated record. The coding region runs from base 130 to 504 and encodes 124 amino acids.